Bemisia tabaci is the source of this 1288-nucleotide messenger RNA. Its product is annotated as pyrrolidone-carboxylate peptidase. Gene Ontology annotation, biological process: proteolysis. The record is from RefSeq and is a predicted model, not a curated record. Gene Ontology annotation, cellular component: cytosol. NCBI's taxonomy places the organism in Eukaryota, Metazoa, Arthropoda, Insecta, Hemiptera, Aleyrodidae. Gene Ontology annotation, molecular function: pyroglutamyl-peptidase activity.
AUUAACCUCUCAAAGCUUGGACAAUACCUUGUCUCUGACAAUACCCCUCUGUCAACCGGCGUACAUAGAUAACAUUUUAUCUUAUCCAAGUUUUGUUUCUUGAAGAUAAAAUUAUUUCUAUAUGCAUUGCAAUCUGUCUUCUUCAUUUACUACUUACUACCAUUACUGAACUUAAUAAACAAAGGAGUUUUCUGUGACGAUGACAGCUCAUUGAUAAACCUGAAUCAAAGGGUGUGCUACCUACUUCAGUAAGACUUAUCGAUCUCAACCGAAGACUUGAGCAUUAAACGGUUUUUGGAGGUCCUGACAAGCGUCACCCCAUGCGUAUUCUAAUCACCGGCUUCGGUCCUUUUGGACGCAUAGCAGACAAUCCUUCCGCAAGGCUUGCCGAGCUCAGUGGCCAUGACUUCGAGUUGAUCGAUGUCGCUUACAACUCAGUGGAUACCCUCCUUGCUGGACUGGACCCUGAGCGAUUCGAUGUUCUGCUUCUGAUAGGGGUAGAUUCUCAAGGAGAGGUAUUGAAACCUGAGCUCCAUGCUCGCAACUGGUGUGGGAAAAAACCUGACGUAAAAGGUCUGUGCCCUGUUGGACCAAUUGAGGAAGGGUCACCAUUCAUCCUCAAUUCAACUCUUUGGAGUGAUGAUUUACUAAGCACCGUUGAAGUUGAUCCUGAUCUGCAACCGAGUCGUGAUGCGGGUGAUUACCUUUGUAACUACGUCUAUUAUCGGGCGCUCCAAUAUUUCCCUCAAAAGCGGGUAGGUUUCCUCCACAUACCACCUUUUGAGAAGGUCCCUCGAGAGCAUCAGGUUGAAGUUCUAGGUAGAAUUUUGAAGCAGAUCAAGGACUCCGUAGCAGUAAGUGGUAUCCAGCCUGACCAGAACGGAGAACAAGUUGAUUUAAGUCAGCCAUCUUUGACCACCAACUGUAUUGAAAAUUAACAUCAUGUCUGAAGCUCAGUUUCCAUUACAUCGUUACAGUUUAACAUCUGGUGAAGAUUCUCAGUUCCAGAACGGUCUGAAAAAUCUGGAACCGUCGUUGAAACUGUGUAACCCUGCAAAUGAGUGAUCAGUAUUUUCCCUCGUCGAAAGAGGAUAAAAGACAUUAUUUUUUUAUAUUAUUACCAUAUCAUUCUUCCAAAUUCCUAAAGACUUUGUCUCACUUUAUUAAAGUAUUCUGAUGAUUUGUAGUGUGAGUCGUGUGCUAAAUAUCUGUGAUAUUCUUUUAAUGUUGUUAAUUUUUUAAGUCAGUCCUGAAAAAUCUUGAAUAAUAAAAUAUUUGUAAACCUGAA